Molecule: messenger RNA, 816 nt
Organism: Mytilinidion resinicola
Lineage: Eukaryota; Fungi; Ascomycota; Dothideomycetes; Mytilinidiales; Mytilinidiaceae
Exons: 1
Coding region: 177-608 (143 amino acids)
Source: RefSeq, a predicted model, not a curated record
AGUCUCCAAAACUUGUCGCUACCCGCCACGAUCCGCAAAAAUGGUUGAUAGGGCUCAUCGUACCGGGCUGUGCGGACGCCAAAGUCGACGUCGACGGAGAUGAAAAUGGGAAUGGUAAUGCCUGCAACGGCAACAGUGAGGAUGAGAUCGCCGGCGGGGCUGAGAAUGCGGUUGAAAUGGACAAUGAGGAAGACAUACCCGUUUCUCCAGCACCACCCAUCAACUCGAGCGUAUCGAACUCGUUGCAUCCGAAAGCGACAUUACGAGUCUACGCAAGGCGCCACGGACAACGAAGGAUUUCGCGUCGUCUAAGGGAAGUUGCCUGCCAGCCAUACUCUGGCCGAGCACAAAUUCCUGUUUCCAGGGAUCCCAGAUACGACCAACUUGACCUUGAGACAAAUGAGCUAUGGCCGCUCUUGAAAGUCUUCAUUGACGUCCGUGUUCGAGCCGCAAGAGCAUUAUUGAGUACCUCGUUAAGUGGGGAGGCUGGUAAGAAGAAUCAGUGGGUCUUCGCCGACUUCUCGGGUCUGUCCCUACCGACAAGCCCAUCGCUUACAACUGGGUUGCGCCAGGACCGUCGCCUACACCUUUAUCUGCGAAGCCCUUGACUCGCACUUGUCAAUCGACGGUAUCGCUUUACCAUCCGGCAGCCAGAGUUCGAGAAAUGCCCGAACGGAGCCUGUCGAGACGGCUGCAGCGUUAUAGACCGCCGACUGCAAAGCGGACGCAACACCUUCCUGGCCCGACCGAGCAACGAAAGCCACACUGUGUCAUUGAAGAUAUCAUUCCUCCCACCAAAGAUCAUCCCUUCCGCGA